AUGCUUGGCGUCCUAGGGUCUUGGUUAAAAGUGANAGGCAUGAUACACGUGAAUCUCUCGCUGAACCAAGACGUUAAGCUGAAUGAAACUGACAAUGCUUGGCGUCCUAGGGUUUUGGUUAAAAGUGAAGUAGAAGCUGAUCCUGAAGUAAAAUCUAGACAGGAAAAGGAAGAGCUUAUACGCCGUGUACGCGGUAUAUUGAAUAAAUUAACUCCUGAGAAGUUUGACACAUUAGUCGAAGAAAUAAUAAAGCUUAAAAUAGACACACCUGAUAAAAUGGAGGACGUGAUGGUUCUCGUUUUUGAAAAAGCAAUAGAUGAGCCAAAUUUUUCAGUGUCGUAUGCACGCUUGUGUCAUCGUUUGAUAACUGAAGUGAAAGCACGUGACGAGCGUAUGGAAAGCGGUACGAAGACUAACCUGGCCCAAUUUCGUGCUGCCCUCUUGGACAAAACUGAGCGCGAGUUUACUCAAAAUGUUACUAAGAGUAAAGCUAAAGAAAGAAAACUACAACCUAUUUUAGAAAAAAUUUCAGAAUGUACUGAUCCAACAGAAAAGAUAGAAUUAGAGGCACAACUAGAGGAAGAAGAAAGAAAAAUCCGCCGCCGAUCGGGGGGCACUGUCCGUUUUAUUGGUGAACUUUUUAAAAUUUCCAUGCUUACCGGAAAGAUUAUCUAUUCGUGCAUUGAAACUCUACUAAAUCCAAACUCGGAAGACCAGCUUUUAACAACUGUUAGAGCGAAAUUCGAGCAAACUCCCAUUAACGCUAAGGAAUCGAAUCGUUGUUACUCGUUAGACAAGACGAUUACCCGUAUGCAGGCCAUUGCUUCAAAAACGGAUAAAGAAGGAGCAAAAGUGAGCUCACGUGUUCGGUUUAUGCUGCAAGAUGUAAUUGAUUUACGCCGAGACAAAUGGCAAUCGAAGCGAAAUGAGGCCCCAAAAACCAUGGGGCAAGUAGAAAAAGAAAUGAAAACUGAGCAACUAUCUUCUCAAUAUCUUAACUAUGCUGGAUCUGUAUCUGGGGGUGGUGCUGGUGGCUCUAAUGGACAAUCAUCCUUAAACUCUGGGAACAAGCGUGAUGAACGAGGAGGACGAUAUGAUUCACGGAGUGGAUAUGGAGGUAGUCAUAGUCAGAGAGGGGAUCCUAGCAGCCUUCGUCGUCAGCAACAGAUGGGUGGAAACGUUGGACACUCAAACUCUAACAGUGACGAUAGCACAUGGCAUAUUCAGACUAGCAAAGGAGGAAGUCGUGUUCUGGAUGCAAUGAAAUUAGAAGGCUUGACAACCGCCAAUAACUUUGAUAAUAAGAAAAUGGGUGGCGUAUCCCAGUUUAUCUGGUCACAGCGGCAGUCCUCCACACCUUCAUCGACUCCUACGAAUUCUUUCGCGGCUUUAUCUGCACUUAGUGAUUCCAACAGAAGUAACGAAAGGGAUCGUGAUAGGGAUAGAAGUGGUCCACGUAGUAAGGGAUCGUACAAUAAAGGAUCCACCGAACGAGAGCGUUAUAGCAUGCAAACACGGUCAGGUUCUUCUCAGGCUUCUCGGGAAAGCUCGUCGUCAAGAGGUCCCCAAUCACGCUCAACGAUGAGCACAUCUUCAUUGCCAAAGUCCGCGAGCCACUCUAAGUAUACACAGUCAAUGCAAUCUUCAAACAUAAUGUCCGGAAAGCCUUCAGUUACAGGGCCGAUGUCCUUAUAUUCACAGCGUGAAAAUUUACAUUCAAACCCACAAACUGAGAGUAGUAGGACACCUACUGAGCCACCAAUUGCAGUUUUCGAGAAAUCUAGUGACGGAGAUAUCCGGGUCAUAAAGUCUGUUAUCACAGAAAUGCUCGAGAUAGCGUCAACAUCGAGAACAUUAAUGAACUCCAUUGAGCCUUGUAUUUUACGUGUUAGAGAGAGUCAGCGUUGUGCCCUUUUGUUUUAUAUUAUGACAGAUUAUCUGCAUUUGAGGCAUGUCGGAAAAUUGCAAAGGCGCUAUUUAGGCAAUAUUGUCGUUUACUUAACUAACUAUAAUUAUUUGUCGAUACAACAUUUUAAUGUAGCUUAUAAACAAUUUUGUGAAAUAGCUAGCGAUCUAGCCCUUGAUAUUCCCGAUCUCUGGAAGUAUAUUAUAGAAUUCACAGGUCCAUUGAUCAAGAAAAAGCUUAUUACAAUAUACGAUUUAUGGUGUAAGCAAUUGAAAGAAGAUAACGCUCCAAGUUUUGGUAAAAGGUUUUUAAAAACAUUUUUGGAUUAUUGUUUAAGGGAAAUUGGUCCAAGCUUUACUCGUACUAUAUGGAAAAAAACGAAUAUUAAAUGGACAGAUUUCUUAGAUGAAAAAGAAGUCAUGAGUUUUAUUGAAACAAAUAAAUAUGAAUAUAUAGAAAACGAUUAAAUUCAGUCAGCGAUAGUAUUUGAAUUCAAGGAAGACAAUUUUAACUCAGUUACUGACAACGUGGAGCUUUUACUGAAGCAAGAAGCAGCAGCAGAUUGUAUAAUAGACUAUAUUAAUGGCAACGUUGGUGAUAUUGA
Messenger RNA from Ceratitis capitata (Mediterranean fruit fly), 2510 nucleotides. RefSeq names its product eukaryotic translation initiation factor 4 gamma 3-like. Gene Ontology annotation, cellular component: eukaryotic translation initiation factor 4F complex. The record is from RefSeq and is a predicted model, not a curated record. Bases 1 to 2373 code for a protein of 790 amino acids. The transcript is spliced from 7 exons. NCBI's taxonomy places the organism in Eukaryota, Metazoa, Arthropoda, Insecta, Diptera, Tephritidae. Gene Ontology annotation, molecular function: protein binding; translation initiation factor activity; mRNA binding.